GGUAUUCCCAUAGUGUGUGUACCAGGUUAGGGCUAAGGCAUAAUUUUAUUCCGUUUUUCCUUAUUUCAGUUCUAUUACGAGUUCAGAGACUGUCUGUGUUAGCCAAGUGAAUAUACCCCCUGCUCAUUAGUUUCAGUCUUUUCACACAACUAAUGUAAAGUAGGUGAACAAAAUUAGUUAUUACUUAUCGAUUUUAAUCGGUAAGUAUGUUGAUAGGUAUUUGGCUGUCUGUCUGUUAGAUGCACGCAAUAUGUCACUAUGGAGUAAGACCACUGUUUUGGGGGAUCCCCUAACCUCCGAUCGUUAAGUCUUCGGUUUCCAACCGAAUUCUAGUAUUGUGUUUUGUUCCAUUUUUUGAUUUCCUUAUUAUAAGAGACGUCAUUUGUAUAUAUAUAGAUGAUCAUCUACAGCCUUUUCGUGGUUUUUCAAGUUGUGCUUGUGUAUGGUAAAUUGCAUGAUCAUUGUUGUUUGUUGUCCCCUGUGUAUUGACUUUUGAUUCAUACAAACUAAAAAAUUGGCAGUCCCGUGUGUAAUAGUGAUUACUGGUACCUAUAUCCCCACAUAUAAGUCAACCUCUAGAAACGGUGAAUUUAUGAAAAUUCGCACAUAUGCCGUCGCUACAAAUCACAACAUGUCGUACUCACCUAUCACAGCAAAUUUGAGUUGUAGCUGUUGGACUUAGUUAACGUGAUGUCAUGCUCAUACUAAUUUUAUUUUCUAGUAAAUUUUAAUAUUUAUUUUAUAUUUGGUAGUAAUUGGAUAUGUGGGAGGGUAUCAAUGCGUAAAAACUUGGCAGCAUCUAUUUUGCUAAGUAAAGCCACACCGCCAUUUCAAAAACUUGCUGAUGAAAAACAAGAGCUGCAUUUUCACUUUGCAGUAAUUUCUGUCUGAAUAACUGUUAUGUAAAAAGGAUUGUUUUUCAUUAGUCAUUAAGUUUGCAGGCAUAAAGUAUCACAUAUUCUUUAGUAUUUGAGCAUGUCUUUGUGUACUAGAGAUCCAUACAAAUGAAAUUUCUAGAAUUUCUGAUAUACCGGUAUUUGUGAUUUACAGAGAGCAAACUCAUUUAACAUGUAUUGAAAUGCCUUUUCCAAAUAAUAUUAUUUUUUUUACGUAUAUUCAUAUCCUUUGUAUAUAUCCCUUGUCUACUGUCACAUUCUUUCUAUUUUGCUAUUUCCGUACGUUGAGUUACAUAAUUAAAAUGUUAUUUCUUUAUUUAGAGAUACUAGAUAAAGUAUGUAUGGUUUGAACCUUAUUGUAAUGGUUCCAGUUACAACUAGUUAAAACCGGUUUAGUAGAAAAGAACUGGUUAAAACCGGUUUAGAAGAUAACCAUGGAAAGUUUGGAGCUACAGUUGAACCAAUCACCGAUUUCAUUCUACGGAGUUGAUAAUGGUAGAAAUGUUCAGCGAUUUUACGUUUUCUGUGCUUAUUGUGAGAAGCAGGAAGGCCCCAAAGAACGUUUUAAAACUUGUUUAAGAUGCAAACAGAUUCAUGUUAAUAAAUAUGCGCCAAUAUAUCACUAUUACUGCAGCCGGGAAUGUCAAAGAUCCCAUUGGGUUGAACGUCACCGUGCUGAGCAUGUCAUGUAUGAGGAAAUUGAAGGUUUAAGGCAGCAAAAGGCAGCGGAAUUGAGAUCUGCGAUAAAAAAUAAUGAGGCUGGAAAUUCCCGCGAUGCUGCAGUGAAAACUGAGAAGACAAAUGACAAAAAUGGGACAGUGCAAGGACACAAAACAGGGGAUCAACAAGUAAAAGAGACUAAAACGGGGGAUCAACAAAUAAAAGAGUCUAAAACGGGGGAUCAACAAGUAAGUCUCUCCCAAAAUGUGUCAAAAGGAGCUGAACAAGCUGUUCAGAAAAGUGAGGAAACUGAAAAACCCAAAGUGGAAAUCGUUUAUGAUUACGAUCCUACUUUGUCAAAAACUUUCCGAGGCGCAACGAGCAAGGAAGGAAAGACGUUCAAAGAAACCGCUGUCGGGGAUGACACAGGUUCUCUAAAUUCUGGCGUUAAUACUUCAACUUGUACUAAUGAUGAUGGAUCUGGCAGCACUGUUCCCGACGUCAAAACAACUCCCGGAGGUCAAAGUUCAAAACCGAAAAUGAAAAAGGAGUUUACUGUUUAUCCGAAAAAUAAUUGGGUGACUUUAACAUCAGCUGGUAAGGAUGGUGUGCCACCUAGUAAAAUAAAACCAAGCUCUGUAAAGAAUCCCAAGCGUAAAGACGCCGCGACUUCACCCACAAGAAAAAUUGAUGUUAGUACGAUGACCGAUGAGUGGGACGAGGAUGCUGAAAAGAAAGAUGAGCCAGAAACUACACAACGAAAAGACGUGAAAAUGAAAAGAAGCCAGCGUCGUGCAUUGGCUCGUUCAAGAAGUAGCAGGAAGGAUUCAAAACUAUUGAAAAAGCGUCCGAAUACUGCUGCGAUUGCGGCAGCAGAGAGCGCAGCUUCACAAAAACCGAAUCCGUAUUUACAGAAAGAUGGCGGUAGAGAUCAGACCGUCGCUAAGACUUCUUCGAAACCUUCAAAAGUUAUUACUUUUUAUGCUAGCCAACUAAGAAUGGAACUUUCGGCUAAAAAAGAUGGGACUAGAACUAUGAAAGUUACUAAGGAUUCUUCUCCUCGUGCAAGAAUACCAUUCACUCAAGAAAGGAUGGAUAAAUUUUUAGAAGAAGCGGAUAAGGUGUUGCCACCCGCACCUCCAGAACCAGAAGAUGGGCCUCGCGAGCUUACAAUUAUUUCAAACGAUAAAGAUUUGCCAAAAAAAUGGGCCGAAGCAAAAGCAAAUAAUGGAGACCCGCCGCAAAGAAAUAUAGGUGCGCUUCAAGAUGUCGAGAGUGAGAUAAAAGUCAUUAAAAUUCGUACUCCAAGUCAAGAAAGGGAACAAAAAGAAAAAGAAAAGUAUAUGAAACGCAUGAAACCUUCAAGCAGAAAUAGAAUUCGAGAACUCAAGGCUGCACAAGCUCGAAAUGAAGCUAGUGGGGUGAGCAAAACUGCUGAUGACGAGGAGCUUGGUUCACGUUUUAUGAGCGUCAAUUCGAAUGACGAUAUUUCAAGAGUCGUACAAAUGUGUAUGGAACCGAAUUCUGAUAUUAUCGUAAAAAGAGGUCCGAUACCAAGACCCAAGAAAAAAGUUCUUAAUGCGGAAAACAGACCCAAAAUCAUUGAAUUGGAUUCGGAUGAUGAACCGAUUGAUACAAGUCAAACACUUGGUGGUGGAAGGAGCGGAGUAUUGUCAGCGUCAGACAUCGUUUCAAAAUUUGUGCACAUAAAUCCGGCACCGGCAAAAAUUCAGAACCCACUACAAACCAGAGCAAGGCCAACUUCAAACACCAGUAAUAUUCAAUCUGUUACUCAAAGCAAAGCUACUACAAGUGCUGUGACAGCAAAUUCAAAACAAGCAUCUGCAAAUAUUGCUUCAUCUAAUCAAAAUGCAACAACGGCUUCAAAAAACGAGGCACUGCCGUCUGUCCAGAAUCAAACUAGACCUUUGGACAACACCGAUAGCAAAAAAUCUGCUCAGACGGCAGUAAAGCAAACACCCACUGAAACAAAAGUUCCAUCAGCAAACAAUGUUAACCCUGGCACUCAACUUCAAGGAAAAGCUACUACAAGUACUGUGACAACAGCUACAACUACAAAACAAAGUACAUCUGUGGAAAAUACUCCAUCUAGCCAAAGCGCAACAACAGUUUCAAAAAACCAAGCAGCACCAUUGGCCCUAAGUCAAGCUAAGCCCUUGGACAACACCGAUAGCAAAAAAUCUGCUCCGACUGUCGUGAAGGAGACUGCAACAAAAGUUUCAUCAGCAAAUAAUGUUAACCCUGCUUCAAGCCAAUCUGGAAACGCACCCCCAAAAAGUACGGGGGUAGACUCAAAGCAGGCGUCUGGAAGUGCAUCGUCUAAAUCAGCGACUGUAGUUGCGACAACAAACAGUCGCAGUCCUGGUCCGGUUGCUGUACAACAGAAGAUUGCAUCUCGACCUUCAAGCAAACCUAAAAACGUACGAGCGAAUACUUCUAAAAAAGUAUCAAAACAGCCAUCGCAAACUCAGGAAGAAUUGGCAGCCGAAAUAUUAAAAGACACAAAAGGUCUUCAGCCUGAAUUGGCUUUCGCUGUAGAACAUCUUGUUUCUGCAAUACAAAGUGGUGAAUUUACUCCAGUUGACAUGCUACGUGCCUCUAUUAAAGCCGCUAAUAUGCCCCCACUUGAUCCCUCAUCUUUCAAAGAGGCUGUCUUACCUGAUAUUGAGGCCAUAAAAAAGAAAGAAAAAGCUGCAAAAGCCAAAAAUACUGCAACCACAAUUUCGAAAGAUAGUGAUCCCGUGGCACAAAAUUCUAGCAGUCAAGAAUCUGCUAAUCGAGCAACAGGCAAAGUUGCUACUACAGCUGCUCCUAAAUCAACUGUAACAACUAAUCCAACUAGCCAAUCAGUGCCAUCUGUGCAAAUGGAUGCAAAACAGUCAAGUGAAAAUGUUAAAAAUGCAACUGAAGCGAAAGGUGUCAAGAUUGCAGCACCACAAGCAAGCUUAACAACAAGAAUCCCAGACCAGAUUGCAACUUCAAAAAACGCUAUCCACAGCCAAGUCGCAGAAACACAGCAUGUUGCACCUCAAAGUGCCACUGUUAUUACCACAAGUAAAAUCAUGGAUGUUAAGGAUACAGCCCCCCAGACCAUUAUAUCCACAACAUCAGCAAGGCCUGAAAAUGUUCCGUCAAAAAUCGUGGUAGUCCCGAAACAGAUGACUGUUGCAGCAACAAACGCAGGCCCAACUAUGAAGACUUCAGAGCAAGCUAUACCUGCAAGCCCGGUAGCACAACAAGUUGCAUUUACACCUGUGAGCGAAGCUGCAACAAUUGCCCAAACACAGAUGCCUGGAAGCGUGUUGCCACUAACAGCGACAGCAGUCUCAAAACAGCCAACUGUUACAGUGACAACAACGAAAAGUAGCAAUCCAGGUAUCGUCACAGUACCACAACAAGUUGUACCUACACCUGCAGACGUUCUGCCAAAAAAUCAGGCGCCUGGAAACGUACAGCCAAAAACUGCGAAAGAAGUAUUGCAACAGGCACCUAUCACAGCUGGAAAAGCAAUUCCAACCCCAAAGAUUACAGCUCAAGUGUCGUAUGCAAGCAAUGUUCAGUGUGGACCAGCUCUACCCCAACAACAGGUUAUUUCUACACCUCAAGUUGGAGUUACAAGCGUCAAUAAGACUACAGUAGCCGCUCCUUCUGCAGCUGCUGUUAAAAAUUCUGCAACCAACAUUUCAGAGCAGACUGUACCUGAAAAAAGUACUGCACCUGGCCCAGUUGUAAUACCACAGCAAGUUAUGUCUACACCUUCCAGCCAACCUACAAACGCUCCGUCAAAAGCACCAGAGAGCGCACCAUCGACAACAGUGCCAAUGGUCCAAAAACAGUCAGCUCCAGAGGAAAUUCCAGCCACAAAGAUUACAGCUGAAGUUUCAUCUGCGAGCAAUGUCAGCCCUGGUACGACUGUAGUCCCUCAGAAGGUGGUAUCUUCAUCCCAAAGUAGUGCUAAUCCAUCUGGUGGAGAUUCGAACAUCAAAAAUACUGCAUUAACCACCCCAACACAGAAUCCCAAUGCUACUAUGGGAAAUGUGGCAACACAGAAUUUGGAGCAGUCUGUAUCUGCAAGCAAUGUAUACUCUGGGACAGCUGUAUUACCACAGCAGUCUGCAUCCCCACUUCUAAGUGGUGCUUUUCUGUCUAGUGGAAAUUCAUAUGUCAAAAGUACUAGAAUGAAUCUCCCAAAUCCUGAUGCAGUUUACAUGGCAAUUACAGCAGCAAAGAAUUUGGACCAGUCCGUUGCUCUAAACAAUUCCACGCAUGAUUUAGGUGCAGUCCCUCCGCCAAUUGUAACUCCCCCUCAAAUUGUUUCCAUUUCUUCUGAGGGAGCCGUAAACAUUGAGGAAACAGUCCCACAGAAUCCUAGUAAAACAAUUCCAGCAAAGAUAACAUCACAGCAGGGUGUACUAGCAAGCAAUCUUAACCCGGGUUCAGUAUCAGCGACUCAGAAAGUUACACAUCAAACUGUAAUUUCUCCCAUUGGAAACGUGAACACCAAUAAAACAGUUCCAAAACCGGCACCUAGUACAAAAACCCCAGGACAAGCAUUAUCUACAAGCAAUGUCCAAGCUGCUCCAGUUACAGCGACUCAGAAGGUUACAUCUUCACCCCAAGGUGCUACUAUUUCUCCAAACGGAAGCAAACCAGGCAUUGUAAGUCCUACUACAACAAAAUUGAGUGGAAAUACCAAUGUAACAGGCUCACCUACAACAGAAAAAGUAACUACCAGUACAACAUCCAAGACUUCUUCGAAUAUUGAUCCUAUGGGUUCCACUGUCACGGCCACAUCAUCCACUCGAGUCACUGUUGCAGCUGAUGUAGACACUGUCAAAUCUUCUAUACCAGUAAAAAAACCUGCAGUCCAAGUUGAUAUUCCUUGUGCGGAAACUUCAAAACCAAUCACUACGUCUACAGCAAGAACUAACAAUUCAAAUAUUACAGGAAAAGUACCUGUUACUGCAUCUACAGCAAAUGUUAAACAGAAUAUUGCUGAAAAAGCACCGGCCCACUCACAAACAGCAAAUGUCAAUUCUUCAAAUAAUACAGAAAAGGCAAAGGUGAAAAUACACACAACAGAUGUAAGCUCAUCGAUUGUUACAAGAAAUAGACCAUCUGGCCCUGUCACACGACUUAUUGAUAGAUCAAUGGUUGUGUAUAACGGAAAAAUGAAGCGAAAAGCUAACGAAACUGGACAUUUAGAGGACACUUUUGAGUUAGAAUGCGCCUCAAGAAAGGAACUUAGUCGAGCUGAAGUUAGAAGACUAUAUUUGACUGAAUGCUUGAGGAGAUAUCUUAUAUUUCGAAAAAAAGCCGUUCUGAUUGACUCUGAAGGAAACCCAUAUUUGAACCGGAACGGGCGAUUUCUAACUUGGGAAGAAAUGGCGGACAAGAUGCCUGAACCUGUUGACGAAUCCGUACCAAACGAAGUAAUUCAACGAAAACACUUCCCUGGAAUGAGUGAUAAAGACGUUCAAGAGGCAAAAGAGAAAAACGUAACAGUGGGUGACAUUGUACAAUAUAUCGAAAAAACUAGGGAUGCCACAAAAAGGUUUCAUUCAUACGCUACGUACAUGGAUUACGUAGAAGAAUGGUCUUGUUUGGAAUUGCAGCGACCAGCCUCCAUAAAAGGUCGAGCGGUCAAAGUAUUCACCAUAAGUCAAGAAGUAAACAAGAUAAGGAAAAGGAUUCAGGUUUCGAUUCAAAAAAUGGACAGCACCUUAGGGGAACAAAUUGGGGAAUUAGUAAAUUUCAGAGUGACACGAGUGGUACCGUAUGAGUCUGAUAGAAAACUACUUGCUAUUGAAGCAGUAGCACAUAACGAUCCAGUUAUGCCGAUAACACAGUUUGAAAAAGACUUUUAUAACCGUGCAAAAAGUGGUGCAUCUGAGUCUUCUUCUGUAAACUCACAAUCUCAAUAUAUGACAUCACAAUUACCUGCAAUAAGUGGAACUGCUCGAUCCAUUGAAUCUCUAAAUCUAUCAAUAGCAGACCAAUCACAAAGUCAAGUCCAUGGUGAAUUUAAAGGUCAAGCUAGACCAGAAGUAAGUCAAAAAAAUCCAGGAAUAGAGAUUUCAAAAACCACCAAUCAAGAUGUAGCAAUAUCUCCAGAAACUUUGAUAUCGAAAAUUCCGACAGAACAAACCAGUUUUCCGGAACAUUCAGAAAAUUCUGCAAUUCCUGUUAUUGAUCAACCUGGCUCGCACACGAUACCAUCUAGUGGAAAAUUUCGAGUUUUGAAUUCGUCGAAAGAAUUCGGAGAUAUUUGUUCAGAUGAGAGUUUGCAACUCAUUUCAAACCAACCAUCCCUUGACAUGAGCAAAAUUCUUCCUAAGAAAGAAGAUGACUCUCGACCACUGGAUUUUGAUACGAUAAGAACAACUCCGAGUGCACCAACAGCGUCGUCAAUUAAUAACGAAAAUGGCAGAAAUCAACAAACUCCACCUAAUGCUAUCGUCGGAACAAUUCCAAAAAUUGGACCCAUUCAAAUUACCCCAAAAACUGACCCAAGCGACAUAGAAAAAUCUGAAAACCGAAUUACACCAAGAACCGACUCAAACGUCACCGAAAAAACUGAAAUUCAAAUUACUCCAAAAAUCGACCCAAACGUCACCAAAAAAACUGAAAUUCAAAUUACUCCAAAAAUCGACCCAAACAGCACCGAAAAUAAUGAAAAUCAACAAGGAAGACCCCAAGCUAGUGGAAUUCCUCAUACUGGGAAUAGUAAAGCUGCUAAAUCUAAUAAAAAGAACGUCCGCUCAAAGACUAGCGAAAAAAAAACAGAUCCCUCAAAUGCUGGGGCGGUAGUGCCGUACAAUUCGAAGGGGUUGAAUCCGAGACCGGCUGAAACCUCUAAGAAGUCAGCGGCAUUGGUCAAGUAUUCUAAAAAUACCACGAGCAAUCAGUCUGUUAAAGAAAAAAGGAAACUCAAACGGAGACAAAAAGCUGUUAAUAAAUUUCAAAGAGCGUUUGAUAACGCUGCUCCUCAAAUCAAAAAAGUGAUUAUGGGGGAAGACAGUGGGGACGAAUAUCCUGAUGAAAAACUCCCUCAUGCUAUCAAAUUGAUAAGACAAAAAUUUAGGGAAGAAAGGGAAAAUAAUUUGCGAAAGCAAUCCGUUUUUACUUCACAAACAAAAACCUUCGUUAUGGGUAUUCCUACCCGUGAUGGCAAAUAUGUGUCACCGGCAGAUCAACUAUGGCUUAGCGGCCACAAAGUUCCGACACGAAAGAGCAAACGAAUUAAAAAAAGGAAUAAUGAGGCUCCCAAACCUCUUAUCCUGGCCCCUGGAAGAUUUGGAUUCCUAAUUGAAAUUAGGGAUGGUUUUUACAUCUACACGACAAUCUAUGCGAUGAGACUACAGAGAUUUGUAAAAGAGGAUCCGAGUUCGUGUUUGAGAAAUUUGAAAAAAAACAAGUUCCCUGCAAUAGAAGCAGCACCUGAUAUCGAAUAAUGUGAAAUCAACCGUGAUACAGAAUUUACAGUUCAAAGUUCAAUUACUGCAGUUUUUCAUCAUUCGGAACUUCCUGUUCAUAUCUAGCUACCAAACCUUGUACAGCUCUCUUUUGACCCUCACUGACUUGCCUCAUUUAUUGUCACUGAAAUGAAUUAAACACUAAAAUUGUUCAUUGCUAUAAUUGUUCCAUGUACAUAGUUCUUUUUAAAAUAUUUUUUUGUCAUUUUAUCCAAUUUUAAAUCUAAUGUGAUUCUCUGUGUGAUAAUCAAUGUUUUUUUUGCUAAUGAAGUUUCUGAAUAUUGUUAAUUACUACAUUUUGCUACGAUUUUUUAUUUUCCGCAUAAAGUAACUCAAGACUGCUUAAAUUCUUGUGUUAACCGGCGUUUACUGAUACAUAGGACACCACCAUAAUUCUAUGUAGUUUCAGUGGAUCUUGGUAUUUCAUCAGCCGCCGGCAACGAUGUCGACUGGCGUGCCUGUCUAAGCUUUAAGAAAAAUGUUAAAAACUUUUGGAAAAUCUAUAUGUCUGCCUGUAACUUGCUCUGAUCAGUCUAUGACAUAUGAGAUGUAGGUAUUUGGUUGAGCGAACUCGUGCCUGUUCUUUUGAUAACACCUUCGAAUCUGAAAUCUGUAUGUUUUAAACCUUUCGAAAGGUUUUGUUCGCUUUACUGAUUCUGUAAUCUAUUUUAUUUCUAGUUUUUAUUUUAUCGUCUUUUAUGUUAUGUAAAAUCGACGACGUAUAUUAUUUCUGCUUUUCUCUCAUUUACAUUUGAUGAAUUCAAACUGAAUCAAUAUGUAAAUCAGGAGAUAUGAAUAUGAAAUUUCCUUGUUGGCUUUAUUUGACCCAAACUUGUUUAAAAAAAACCUUUUAACGCAUUGUCGAUUAUUUACUUUACUGCUUUUGUGUUCACUUUUUCCUAAUCACAGUAUAUCAUCACAUAUAAGCCGACCCCUUAAAACAAUGAAUGU
This is a messenger RNA of Styela clava, 10003 nucleotides long. RefSeq lists its product as uncharacterized. Lineage: Eukaryota; Metazoa; Chordata; Ascidiacea; Stolidobranchia; Styelidae. The record is from RefSeq and is a predicted model, not a curated record.